Setaria italica (foxtail millet) is the source of this 824-nucleotide messenger RNA. RefSeq lists its product as uncharacterized. Gene Ontology annotation, biological process: cell fate determination. The transcript has 2 exons. The record is from RefSeq and is a predicted model, not a curated record. The coding region runs from base 101 to 490 and encodes 129 amino acids. Lineage: Eukaryota; Viridiplantae; Streptophyta; Magnoliopsida; Poales; Poaceae.
GCCACCCUGAAAAACCACAAGCCAGAGCUGAUCAUCGCCCACUAGCGCCCAUACAAAGCUAGCUGAAGGAUUCUGGUCUCCAAAAGGAAGAACAAGAAACAUGGCCGCAUCGGGCAUGGUUGGGACGAUCCUCCCUUUCAUCUUCUUCGCCAUCUUGCUUGGUGGAACAAGUGGUGAGCGAUGCAACACAUCGAGCAUCCAGGUGGAGACCUUCAACUCAGGCGUCGUGGUGAGCGGGGGCGACACGGUGUUUGAGGUGCAGCUGAAGAACUUGUGCCCGUGCGCCGUCAGGAACGUCCAGCUCGAUGCCCGGGGCUUCGCCACGACAGUGGACGUGGAUCCUGCUGCGUUCCGCGCUGACGACGGAGGAGUCUACCUGGUGAAUGGCGGCGAGCCCAUCGCAAGCAUGGCCACCGUCAGCUUCCAGUACGCCUGGGACCACUUCUUCCAGAUGACUCCCAGGAAGUUUGAGGUCGACGGCCAGUGCUAAUAGCUAUUAGCAUGUUUCCUGCUAAUAAGCUUUCAUCUUUGAUAUAUAUAUAUAUAUAUAUAUAUAUAUAUAUAUAUAUAUAGUGUUACUGUAAUGGAUAAUUAUCGUGUGUUGAGAGAGAGCGAGAGAGCGAGAGCGAGAGAGAGAGAGAGCUAGAGAGAGUGAGAGAUGCUAGUAAGUCCUGCUCAAUAUUCAAUAAAGCUUGAGGAAGCCGGUGAUCCUCCUCAAGAAAUGUAUGUCUGUACAUGUAAAAGAAAGUAUGCUACAUGAUGAACCAAACUUUGGCAAGUUUUGAACAUGCAGAAUUCAUACUCUUUUGUUAGAAAAUAAAAAA